Molecule: messenger RNA, 546 nt
Organism: Guillardia theta CCMP2712
Lineage: Eukaryota; Cryptophyceae; Pyrenomonadales; Geminigeraceae
Exons: 1
Source: RefSeq, a predicted model, not a curated record
UCUGUCUGUGAACACGGGAGGAUUCGUGCACGUUGCAAAGAUUGCGGAGGAUCAAGCAUAUGUACGCAUGGUAAACGACGCUCAAGGUGUAGAGAAUGUGGAGGUUCCAGUCUUUGCGAACACAAUAGAAGGCGCUCUCAAUGCAAGAUCUGUGGAGGGUCCAGCAUUUGCAAACACUCAAAGCGACGCUCGCUAUGCAAGGAAUGUGGGGGCACGAGCAUAUGCCAGCAUAACAGACAGCGAGCUUCUUGUAAAGACUGUGGCGGAUCAAGUAUCUGCAAGCACAACAAAAGACGUUCGCUGUGUAAGGAGUGCGGUGGCUCAAGCUUGUGUAAUCAUGGAAGGGAGCGUGCAAGGUGCAAGGAGUGUGGAGGUUCCAGCAUCUGUCCACAUCGUCGGAUUCGUUCAAGAUGCAAGGAGUGCGGAGGCAACAGCAUCUGCCAGCAUGGGAAGGAACGAAACCGUUGCAAAGAUUGUGGAGGCUCCAGUAUCUGUCAGCAUGGGAAGGUGCGCACAGCAUGCAAGGAGUGUGGUUCUUCGACAGCA